CUAGGCAUUUGCAUUACACUUUACAAAAGCAAGAGCAUUAUUUAGCCUCCUAAAAAUUCAAGAAUGUAAAAAUAAAUGUUACUCUAUUUGUUUUAGUAACAUUUUCUCUACCCACUUCUUAGUAUCUCUUCCACAAAGAAUUGUAGUGCAGUAGGUGCAGUGGAACGCGCGCACUCGAUUACGCUGAUUGGUCCGCCGCUUCGAUAGUUUCGAGAGUCGAGAGUUACGGUCGUACAAGUUUUUCGAGAGAUUUCGAAUCGCAGUCAGUCACGUAACGUGCCAUGAAGCCAUGAUGUAUUACGAACGCGCUUGAGACGUCCCGUAUGUUUCGCGACGGAGUGUAGUUUAAAAGUGCAUCUCGCGCGUGAGACGUUAUACCCGAGUGCGAGCAGUUUCGUCGUAACGAGUCAACUAUCGCGAAUAAUCGUUAGUAUACGGCAGUGUCGCGAUUUCGGUACUUGGCGGUACGUUUCUUGAUGCCGAAAGUGAUCGUGAAACUCGUCGCGUGUAUCUCACACCAAGGUGUAGCAAAAUUGCAUGAUUAUUGUCAGAAUGGCGUCCAGAAAGACAAGAAAGAAUCACUCGAUACAGCACCUGCUCGAGCUACCCUCGAAUCGGGAAUCGAAAUUGCCGCGGUUUCCCGUGAAGGAUCAUGCCGAUCACCCGCCAUCCAUGCCAACACCGCGCCAAGUCCCGGUGACCGUGUUGCAUCCCUCUCCGAAAAAGGUAAAUAGCACGCCGCUUCGGCAGAGUUGCAUUAGCCAGAACAGUUACGAGUCCCGAGCGUCUUUCUGUCGGCGGGCGUUAUAUCUGAGCAAAACACGGCAGGCUGCCUUCUCGGCCGAUUUGCAGCAGUCUCUCUCACGAACAGUCAGUCCAACCGCACGCCAGCAAGAGCCGUCCCUUACGAGGCGGGAGUAUCCCCGCCAAAUCAUGAACAAGGUGGACGAUCGAGUCAGGUCUCCGGGAACAUCACGAUGCCUGACCGCUACUACCAUGUCGCUUUCCAUCUCGCCCUCUAGCCCUGAAGAACCUGUUACGCUGGUGGAACUGACCAGCGUGCCGGGCGGACAGAAUGCGAUGGCUCAUCUUAAAAAGCGGAAGCUGGAGGCAGAGUCGGUCGCGCAGAAUCCUAAACAAAUGCAGCAGCCGUCACAACAGUCGCAGCAGUUGUUGAUCAGCAAGAAGGGCCUGCAGACGAACGCGCCGCAAGAGAUGGAGUCGACUGACGCCGCCGCGAAGCGAAGGAGAAAAAGCGUACGCGACGAUGACGUGCGAAAGACGAUGGACAUUGUUGAUCCUAACAAAAACAUACCGCUGCCGCAGAAGAAGCGCGCGUUUGCGUCGGGUAACUCGGGCAGUCCCGCCAGGAAAUCCAGCAAGCACUGCGAAGAACCUGAGGACGAUGAGACUCUCAUAAGAGAGACGGAGGCCGCCUUGAAGAGUCUGUCAGGCAGUUGGCCUGGACCCAGGGGAUCCUUAUAUCAGAGAGGCAAUUCGGACGAUGAUAGAUACGAAUCCAACUUUGAAAAUCUCUUUGAAGAAAAGAAGGAGAAAUUAUCACCCUCGUCAAUAUCAACGUCUUCGAGUACGAGUAACGACACCGGCUGUUCGUUGAAGGACGUAAUCACCUUCCGCGGACAGCACGAUCGGUUAGUGAAGAUGCAACAGCACAAUAAGCAGCUGGAUUUCAAGCAACAUCCGACCAAAACUAAGAAGGAUCUGGAUAACCUGUUAAAGGUAGAGAACGAAUGCGCGAACACCCAGUCUCAAGUCAACAACGUCAAUCAGAACGAACCACCGAAAAUCAGACCGAUCUCCGUUCGCUCGUUGUCGAGCAAAGACAGAGGCGACAGGAACAUGGUGAAUGUGCACGUUGAGUCUCAGGGCAGGCAAUCGGACAAGUACUCCAGAUACGACCCGCCGGAUUUCAACGAGCUAGUCGACGAUUCAUCCAACGAGCUGGAAAUCGACAUGUCGGAUCCGACCGCCGACAAGGACGAAGGCGAUCGAGAAAGAACGAGUGACAGGGAACGAGACCGAACGUGCAAGAAUGGUCAGUCGCCCCAGAACAUCGGCAGGCAACAGCAGCAGCAGCAACACCAUCCGCAGCAACAUCAAACGCUCUAUUCGAACUACCAAAGACAAUAUAACGACACCAACAUGAAAGUCUCACCUACGGGAACUUCGUCGUCUUCGUCACCGCCAACGAGCUCGCCGUUUUCGGCAACGUCCGCUUUCAGGCCACCCAAUUCGGAUCACUCGAAAGCGUCGUGUCGCAGCACCGCAUCAGUUCCGGUGGCCUCCUCGGCUAUCCCGCCGAUCGGUCCGUACCCAGCUUCCGCUACUUUCGUGGGGUAUCCCACGCCUGGACCAACGAUGCCGACGCCGCAGCCCGUAGCCGGUAUAUCGCCCACGUCGGAAGACAAACACGCGUCUUCGGUGUCUCUGCUGCAGCUGAAGUCUUCGAAGGAGGACAAUCACCACGUGACGGCUCACGAAGUUGCCCCAAAUUCUGUGUCCCCCAGCAAGAGCCCCACCGGCAGUCUACCUUCCGUUACCAGCCCCGACUCCUCGAAACAAUAUACGAUUCUUCAACCCGCGGGAGUGGGUUCCAGGGCGGCCAGUGCAAUCCAGGAUAUCGCGAGGGAAGGAGUGGUCAGUGUCGCCGCCGUGAGCAGCUGCACCACGGGGAACAACAGCAAUGCAAGCAACACCACGAACACGAACGGCAACGGAGUCGGCAGUAAGACAACCAACGGCAAUAACGGUGCCAGCGACAGCAGCAAUACGACGAAUCCUGCCGGGAAUCCUAACGCAAACAGCAUCGCCAGCAUAACCGUCACGACGAUCACUACCACUACGUCUAGUCCAACAGCUACCGAUGUGCCCUCAGCGAGUGGUCAGCAGGACAAUGUCAUGAAAAUGCCAGAGAGACCUGGCACCUUCGACACUAGCAGGCCGGGAAUGUCUAUGUCUCCGUCCAGUCUCGGCAGAGAGGGCAACAAGUGCCCGACCCCAGGCUGCACGGGGCAGGGUCACGUGACCGGACUCUACUCUCACCACCGCAGCCUUUCUGGAUGUCCGCAGAAGGAUAAGUUAACUCCAGAGAUUCUGGCGAUGCAUGAGACUAUAUUGAAAUGCCCAACGCCUGGUUGCAACGGUCGCGGUCAUGUCAGCUCCAAUCGGAACACGCACAGGAGCCUGUCCGGAUGUCCCAUCGCCGCGGCCAAUAAGCAGGCCGCACGCGAAGCCCGACAAAAGGCUCAAGUGCCGGGAAUUCCACCUGAGUACAUCAGUACGAACCUGUUACCCUCAUCAAUGGACACAAAGAGUUACGCGCAGUACGGCUCCACAACGCAGGAUACGAAGCCCGUGUUAAGCAGCCUGAGCUACGACUACUAUUCGACGACGACGAAGAACACCGGGAUUAAUGUGAAACCCCCGAAGACUCCGGAAGACAACAGCUCGUCGCGUCCCGCGAAAGUACCCAAGACGGAGAACAUGACCCUCAACAGCAGUUGUUGCAACACGCUAUCCACGCGCAAUCAGAACACGGGCGAGCUGUUGGUUCCCAAAACGGAGGACGCCACGUCCUGUCGGGUAAACUCACCCCCGCCGCCGCCACCACCGGCAGUGCGGCAGGCAUACGAUUCCUACAUGAGUCAAGACUCGAACUCCUCAUCCAUGUCGUCCAUGGACGCGAUGGGCUCGAGGCCGUCCAUAGGAGCGACGAUCCAUCACCCAAACCAGCACUCGACGCACCACGUUUUACCGAUGCAACCGGUCGCCUAUCCGAUGCCUAUGGUGGAAGACACCAGGAUGAGUCAUCAGAUGUCCCAGAGGUCUCCUUACGAAUCUUCCGCUAUGAUGGCCGCGGCGGCGGCGGCGGCUGCCGCGACCACCACGGAGGAGCUUUAUCACCACAGAUCAGCGGAACACGCGCGAGCGUACAUGCAUCCCGGAGCGAGCAACAUCGCACGACCAGUGGUGACGUAUUCCAACGACAUCGCGGCCGGCAGAGGCUACGAGAACGCGAUAGUCAGCGCGGCCAAUCACCGACCCUACGAUCCCGGUACCACCGCGACCUACGAGAGAUACGACACGCAAUCAUGCGGGCCUAUUCCGUCGCAGCAGCAGCAGCAACAACAGCAGCAGCAGCAGCAGCAACAGCAGCAACAGCAACAGCAGCAGCAGCAGCUCCACUCGAGGGCGAAUAUGUACUACCUGGGGCAAACCGGUAUGACGCCGGAGGAACAGGAGCGAGUUUAUCAUCAAGAAGCCGCAGCGGCCGCGCAGCAGCAUCAAAUGGCGAUGGCCGCCGCCACGGCAGCCGGGAUGAUGAAGACCGAAGACGUGAAGUGCGUCACGGUCGCGCAGGUGCAGCAGAUGCAGAAGCCCGGUGGACCGCCUACUUCGCCCGGGGGGUCAGUGAUGGAUCUGUCCACCUCCAGUGUCACCUCCACCAGCCCACAGGCACCACCCUACGGCUCGAACAGCCUCAGUCCGCAGUACGGAGGAGGACAAACGGUGGGAAGUAGUCCUCAGGCGGCAGCGAGUCCCCACUUGACGGCUAGUCCUCAAGUUCCCAGUCCUCAAGGCCAGACUCUUGAUCUUAGCGUCAAUAGACUGCACAGCGGUGCACCCAGUCCGCAAUAUUCUACCGGCCACGGAGAAGCUGUCGCGGUUCCAGUGGGCCCGGGUUUCCCAGCACCUCGACCCAUCGAAGAGCAGACUGAACCCGUUGAUUUCUCAACGGCGAACGAGCCGGUGAAUUUCAGCGGGGGUCCGGGGAUCAGGCCUGUACCCGGGUUUCCGCCGCCCGGAGUGCACGUUGCGGCGUACAGUCGCGAGAGCACACCCGACAGCGGGGGUUCCCACUACAUGGACGCCUACCGAGACCCUACCGGUUACGGACCUAUGAGUCCUCAUCCAGGAUACGGAAUGACCGGCGUUCAACCCGAAUAUCCCGGGAACACGUACACCCCUUACCCUACUGCAGGUUACAACUGCGGUGGAACUUACCCGAGUGGCCCGGUGACUUCCGGUUAUCAGAUUCCAGCAGGUUACAGCCCGGCACCGUGCUAUAGCAUGCCACCUCCGCAGCACACGGUUGGACCUCUCGAUAAGCCAUCUGGCAAGGAUGACAGUAUGAGGAGGUACUCGUUGAAUUUCUCACCUCGGCCCGCCCCUCGUGGUCGCGAUGGCAAGGAGCUGAUACAGUGUCCCACGUCGUCAUGUGAUGGCAUGGGUCAUGUCUCAGGGAACUACGCUACCCACAGAAGCCUGUCCGGAUGCCCGCGAGCCGACCGCUCGCAAAUCCAGGCGCACUCCCAGGAGCUCAAGUGUCCCACGCCAGGAUGCGACGGUUCUGGACACGUCACGGGAAAUUAUUCGUCGCACAGAAGUUUGUCCGGUUGCCCGCGAGCGAACAAGCCGAAGAGUAAACCCCGAGAUGGUCAAGAUUCUGAGCCCUUGAGGUCGAUAUGUCCAAUCCCGGGUUGCGACGGGUCCGGCCAUGCGACCGGCAAAUUCCUGUCACACCGCAGCGCAUCCGGAUGUCCGAUUGCAAACAGAAACAAGAUGCGGGUGCUGGAGUCCGGCGGUACUGUCGAGCAACACAAGGCUGCCGUGGCUGCCGCGACGGCCAUGAAGUUCGAGGGUGUCAACUGCCCGACACCCGGAUGCGAUGGACUGGGUCACAUAAACGGUUCCUUCCACAGCCACAGGUCCCUGUCGGGCUGCCCGAUCGCUAGCCACGCCGUGAAGAAACCGAAACCGGAGGAUAACAUGAGCAUGUACGGCAGAGGAAUCACCGGGUUGGAAGCCGGUGGUCCGGCUCACGGGGGUGCGGUGAGCACAGGUCAGGGUAACUCGAGCGGUAGCGGGACCGCCGGUGCCCAGGGCGAGGAUCUCUACACACUGGAGGCCGAGAUCACCGAGCUCCAGAGGGAGAACGCCCGGGUCGAAUCGCAGGUCCUGCGCCUGCGUUCGGACAUCACCGCCAUGGAGCAUCAGCUCAAGCACGGAGAAAAGGAAACAUCGUCGAUAGCCCAGCGCAACAAUAAUCUGACGGAGUACUACCACACGCUGCGCGACAACAUGAUCUCCCUGCUGGAACAAGUGCGAAUACCGAACGCCCCGGGCGGACCGCAAGAGAAAAUAGGCCACGAGAACUUCGACAGUUACCUGACGAAGCUGCAGACUCUGUGCACCGCCGACGGCUACUGCGCCGACGAGAGCAACCGGCCGAUCUACGAGACGGUGAAGACCGCCCUGCAGGACUUCACGGUCCUGCCGACAGCCAUCUGAGACCAUCCUUAAGGAUCGGCGAUUGGGUACCGAGCGCUGCUCGGAGCUCGUACUUGCGACUAAGUAAGCUACACGAUGCGGAUUUCGUACGACGCGGAUCGCAGCCAUUGCCUCUCGUUCACCGGAGCGAACGGCGCGAGGGAACGGCGCCUGGUCCCUCAUGAGAAAGAGAAAAAAAACAGAGACAAAAAAGAGAGAGAGAGGACCGCGCCGAUCGCGAGCGAGCUCCGGCCGGAUCGGCCUACGACCUGAAGAGGGAAACCCGACUUCGUGAUUCACCCCGGAUGUCGCGGCGAGUGGGCCGCGUGCGUCACAGAAUCGCGAGAAUUUUCGGACCGCGCCACGUGACGCCCCUCGUCGACCUCCUGGCACCCCCGGGGUCACGUACGCGUCAUGGGUAACGACGUCGGUGAAAGUCGUUGUGGCCGGUCGUGCACGCCGACCGGUGCACGGGCGCUCAUGCGUUGAGGGGUAAACGCCCUGUAACGGCACCUAAAACCGGAUGACGGCUCCGACGACGGCGAGCGUCCUGUCCGAGGGUCGACGGACUGUGUGAUCGGCACGGGGCGAUCGACACGUUGCUCACAGCGAUAUCUUUUGUACAUAAUGAACGAUUUGCGUCGAGUAUCACGACCGAGGGUGGCGGUCGUCGCUGCCGCCCCCGCCGCCGCACACGUACACACUCUCGCACGAGUAAAUGUAAAUACACAGAACGGGAGAAAUGCAUUUAUAUAUUAUUCGACGGGUUAUGAUGGUUGUCGCUCUAUAAGUCGUGUAAAAAUGAUCAGUCUAGCUGUGUAUCGGAUUCUUAUGCCGCACUUAUGCCGCUGUGUAACUGUUAUUAUAUUACCGUUUAAGAGUCGCGCGAGACUUACGAGGAGACCCACGAGGGUUGGCUCCACCAAUGACGCUUCUGCUGAAAACCCGAGGGCUACUUAUAAACCAAUUUAUCGGCUAACCAUUUACCAGCUAGUCACUAUUAUUAUGAUUAUUAUUACUACUAAUGAUUAUUACUAUUACUGUAACUGUUACAACCAGCCGGGUCGUUUCUAGCGACUGCGAUCCAAUCGUCAUUAUCGCUACCACUACUCUUACUACUGUCGAUAUAGUCACGAGUAUACCAUCGUAAUAUUUAUAUAAUAUUAACGAGUCUACGAGAGGAAGGUGCGACGCGUUGUCCAUAGGCUGUACAUAGUACUCACAGAGAUAUACAAUUACUGUAAGGAUAAGUAUCGCAGAUGGUGGCGAGCUGCGACUUCGGUGGAACGAGGAGGAGACGUUCGCGUGACGCACGCCUCUUCGUCGCGGGAAGUUGUCAAUCGUGAGAACAACGCAUUGUCGAAUUUAUGGCUGUCCGAGGCGGAUCAUCGUGGGAGAUGAUCGAGCCUUGAUCAUCGUGCAAAGAGGACGCAAAGGAGGGAGAUCGCGCCGCGCGUUCUCGCAGGAUGUACGACGCAGGCCGAUUCGGUCGGAGGAUAUAUAUUCGUUUGUGCAAUAAUUUCCGCAUGCGUUGCAUUCUACCCUGUACAUUCGCAAUCACUUACCGCGCCCUGAGAUACGUGUACAUUGCUAUCGACGCGGUUGUUACUGUUCCGUUGGUUUCCGUGUGGUUUUUCCUUGUGUUUUCUAUUUAUUGUACGUUUUCCUUUGCUGCUGAUUCGAGAAACGCGCGGGCACAAGCUACAGGGACUUGUAAAUACCGAAAAAGUAUGACUUUCAGUCGUGGAAAUCGCCGCUUCUCGUUGGAAUUGUACUACAGCGUUAUUAUCACCUGGGACACGUCGAAGUAAUCUCCGGUUUUGCUGGCUAAAUUUUGUACACACUUACGUCACCUUCAAUCAAUCGAACGAUCGACAUAGAUGCAAAAAGAAUUUUAAUACCAUCGACGACGGUACAAUGAAUGGCAAGACGAAAACAGACGACUUGACUUGAUUGAAAAAAUAUGAAUAUAUAAGGAAGUAUAUACAUAUAUAUUAAUACUUAAAAGAUUAUGAUUUAUCUUAAAAGAGUAUGAUUAUAAUUAAUCAAUUGCCCCUGAUCAAACAACUGUCCCAGUCAGUGGGAAAUGGUGUUAUCAGUAUUACGUAAUGUACAUAUUUUUAAUGUUUCAUUCUGAUAUGGGCUGUUAUGUCGACCGCGGACUGAUAACGUCAAGAUCAUUUUAAAACAGCAGAUAUGUCGAUCGGAUGAUCACUGAUCGCCGGCGUGGAAAGGUCUAUGCUAUUUUAAAAUUAUACUACGUUCGUCAGCACUAUGGGUAAUGAGUACGACGGAUACGAUGUACAUAAAGAAAUGGGAAACCAGUUACGAAAGAAAAACAGAAAAAAGAAUUAAUUGUUUUUUGUCCGACGAGGCCGAGAUGAAGCGAGAGAUGCGUACGAAAGAAGUAAAUACUUUAACCACCGUGUAGUGAGAGUAAUAAAAAAAAUUAAAGAUAGCGAUAGUCGACCGACAAUUACGAAUAAUCUCGACGUUAUAAUUAUUCUUGUCACUAUCAUUAUAAUUAUCAUUAUAAUUACGGUUAUCAUUGUCACAAUCGUGCGGGCGUUCUUUUACGGCGAAUUAGCGUAAUUGGCGAAAGCAAAAGGGGGGGAUGAGAGAUCUGAGGGGGCGAAAAACUCAAAUAACCAAAAAUCUCGACGGUCACCACAUUUCUCGACUUUCCUAUCUCGAAUUUCGUUGCAAGAUUAAUGUAUUCCGCGAUCUUCAUAUUCAUAUAUCGGUAUCGUUCUUAUCGUCAUCUACUAGUCAUGAUUAUUGUUGAUGCUAUUAAUAUUAUUAUAAUUAUUUUUUUAUUAUUAUUAUUAUUAACGUACCAUUGUUUUAUUAUUAUAUUAUUAUCAUUAUUGCUCUCAGCUUAUAGUCACUAUUGCCGUUAUGUUUUUAUUCUUAUUACCAUUAUGAUUGUUACCGUUAAUAAAAAUCUACAGGUAUAUAAGUUCAAUAACGUGCUUUAAGUAAGUAUAAAUGUUACUCCGAUUGAAUAAAGGGUAUUUAUCGAU
This is a messenger RNA of Ooceraea biroi (clonal raider ant), 9314 nucleotides long. Its product is annotated as mucin-12. Gene Ontology annotation, molecular function: DNA-binding transcription factor activity, RNA polymerase II-specific; zinc ion binding; RNA polymerase II cis-regulatory region sequence-specific DNA binding. The record is from RefSeq and is a predicted model, not a curated record. Gene Ontology annotation, biological process: regulation of transcription by RNA polymerase II. Lineage: Eukaryota; Metazoa; Arthropoda; Insecta; Hymenoptera; Formicidae. Gene Ontology annotation, cellular component: nucleus.